Molecule: messenger RNA, 1474 nt
Organism: Annulohypoxylon truncatum
Lineage: Eukaryota; Fungi; Ascomycota; Sordariomycetes; Xylariales; Hypoxylaceae
Product: dienelactone hydrolase family protein
Exons: 2
Coding region: 472-1218 (248 amino acids)
Molecular function (GO): hydrolase activity
Source: RefSeq, a predicted model, not a curated record
AGGACAUGUCUGAAUUUCUAUACUUACGGAUACGGGAUAGGGUUCCUUCCAAGGUAUGGCCGAAGUAAUUUCCGGCUCUUUGUGCAGGUUAUUCACGUUCUGUUGCCUCGCCGAAGUUUGAAGCUACAGCGAGCUCACGCUACGGGGUGAUAACCCGUUUCACUGCUCUUACAGCAUACUGCAACCCCUCGAAUUGGACAUAUGAAGCGAGCACCGAGCAGCAAUGACAAACAUAAUCCCAUUUAUACCCCGCAGCAUUGUGUAAUCAUGGUCUCAGGCACGCGGCCGGGAUAACUUGAACAGGGAUCCUAACACCGCUAUAUCCGCAUAGGUUAUCUACCUAGCUCAUGCUAUAUAAAACGAAUGAUGGUCCAUGAAUUCAUCCUUGGAUACUUCUUCUUCAUAGCCAAACAGCUUCCAUAUAUAAUUCAGAUUUUCAUAUAGUUCCCUGAUUACUACAAGUUGUCAAAAAUGUCUUACCAAGAAUGCUGCAUCAAGGGGUUCAAGUGGAGCGGUACGCCCACUGGGAAGAUCUCUAAGCUCAACGACAACGAUGUCUACAUCGCGGGCGACAACCCUGAUGUGGCCGUCAUGAUCAUCCACGACGUACUAGGAUGGACCUUCCCCAACGCACGUCUUCUCGCGGACCACUUCGCGAAUGAGAUCAACGCGACAGUGUACCUGCCGGAUUUCUUCGCAGGCGAGAUUGUCGACCCGGUCCCCAUCACGGCCGGGGACUUCAGCAAGUUCGACGUGGUGGGCUUCGCCAAGCGUCAGGCGCGCGAGAUCCGCGAGCCUGAGAUCUUCGCCGCCGCGAAGACGCUCAAGGCCAAGUACAAGAAGGUCGGCGCCAUCGGCUACUGCUUCGGCGGCUGGGCCGUCUUCCGCCUCGGUGCUAAGGAGCACAACCCCCCUCUAAUCGACGCCAUCUCGACCGGCCACCCGUCUCUGAUGACUAAGAAGGACAUUGAGGAGGUCGCGGUCCCCACGCAGCUUUUAGCGCCCGAGCACGACCCCCAGUUCACUCCCGAGCUGAAAGCGUACAUUCUCGAGACGUUCCCGAAACUCGGCAUUGAGUGGGACUACCGUCACUUCCCCGGCGUCGAGCAUGGAUGUAUGGUCCGCGGCAAUGAGAAGAAGCCCGGUGAGCGCGCGGCUAUGGGCAGGGCUAAGGAUUCGGCUGUUAGCUGGUUCAACCAAUUCUUGCACGAGUACUGAAUGGCUUUGAUAUUUAGCUGUUUGAAUUGGCGCACUUGGGUUCUGUGAAAUGGGAGAUUGGCUAAUUGUGGAUCUUAUUGGAGGACUCGUCGCAACCUAGGAGUAUAAGUUAAGCUAGCUAGUUUACGAUGUAAAUGUUAUAGUAACAUUGAACACUCUCGUUUCCAUGAAAUACGAAGCAUCCUUGUCGCCAGCAUUGUGACUAAAUUUCUAGGACUGGUCGAGGAUCUCUGGGUUAAGAUCAUGGGAUUUGUUA